Messenger RNA from Penicillium malachiteum, 831 nucleotides. RefSeq names its product proteasome core particle subunit alpha 2 (gene pre8). The record is from RefSeq and is a predicted model, not a curated record. Bases 1 to 831 code for a protein of 276 amino acids. Gene Ontology annotation, cellular component: proteasome core complex; proteasome core complex, alpha-subunit complex. NCBI's taxonomy places the organism in Eukaryota, Fungi, Ascomycota, Eurotiomycetes, Eurotiales, Aspergillaceae. Gene Ontology annotation, biological process: ubiquitin-dependent protein catabolic process. The transcript has 5 exons.
AUGGCUGACCGUUAUUCCUUUUCCCUCACCACUUUCUCGCCCAGCGGCAAGCUGGUGCAGAUUGAAUAUGCUUUAAAUGCCGUCAACCAGGGUGUCACUGCCCUCGGUAUCAAAGCCACUAAUGGCAUCGUUCUUGCAACUGAGAAGAAGUCCUCAUCGCCGCUCAUCGACCCCCCUUCGCUCUCCAAGAUCUCUCUGAUCACCCCAGACAUCGGUAUGGUCUACGCCGGCAUGGGUCCCGAUUACCGUGUGCUGGUGGACAAGGCUCGUAAAGUGUCACACACAGGCUACAAGCGUGUCUAUAAUGAGUACCCUCCAACCCGUAUCUUGGUACAGGACGUUGCCCGGGUGGUGCAGGAGGCCACGCAAUCUGGUGGUGUGCGGCCAUAUGGUGUCAGUCUGUUGAUUGCUGGUUGGGAUGAGGGCAUUGAGCCCGAGUCUGAGGAGGCCACAAAGGACUCAUCUGAGGAGAAGACACCUAGCAAGACUGGUGGUAUCCAUAAGGGUGGACCCAGUCUGUACCAGGUCGAUCCCAGCGGCAGCUACUAUCCAUGGAAGGCGACGGCCAUUGGCAAGCAUGCGACAAGUGCUAAGACUUUCCUGGAGAAGCGAUACACUGAGGGCUUGGAACUGGAAGAUGCCAUUCACAUUGCGCUGUUGACACUCAAGGAGACCAUUGAGGGUGAAAUGAAUGGAGACACAAUAGAGAUUGGUAUUGUUGGUCCGCCCGCAGACCACUUGCUGGGUUACGAGGGUGUGGAGGGCGCGCAGGGCCCACGAUUCAGAAAGUUGACCAAGGAGCAGAUCGAGGACUACCUUACCAACCUAUGA